Messenger RNA from Pleuronectes platessa (European plaice), 1157 nucleotides. It is a transcript of the gene mrpl13, whose product is annotated as mitochondrial ribosomal protein L13. The coding region runs from base 71 to 610 and encodes 179 amino acids. The record is from RefSeq and is a predicted model, not a curated record. Gene Ontology annotation, cellular component: ribosome; mitochondrial large ribosomal subunit. Gene Ontology annotation, molecular function: mRNA binding; structural constituent of ribosome. The transcript has 7 exons. Gene Ontology annotation, biological process: translation; negative regulation of translation. NCBI's taxonomy places the organism in Eukaryota, Metazoa, Chordata, Actinopteri, Pleuronectiformes, Pleuronectidae.
ACUAAUUUACCAACCGGACCACUACUCACGUUGAGGGUCAAUAUAAGGAUGAGCCGAUAGAGCCGUCGACAUGUCAAGUUUCUCCAGAUCUGCUCAGCAAUGGGCAACCUUCGCCCGCUCCUGGUUCAUAAUCGAUGCCAAGAUGCAGCCUCCUGGCAAGAUCGCCACCAUGUGUUCGGUUCGAUUACAGGGGAAACACAAACCGAUCUACCAUGCACUCAGUGACUGUGGAGACCAUGUAAUAGUAAUAAACACCAAACACAUAGCGUUCUCUGGAAACAAAUGGGAGCAGAAAGUCUACUCGUCGCACACAGGGUAUCCAGGUGGAUUCAAACAACUCACAGCUGCCCAGUUACAUCAGAAAGACCCACAAGCUAUCGUGAAGUUGGCAGUUUACGGCAUGCUGCCUAAGAAUCUACAGCGUCGCACCAUGAUGCAGCGAUUACACAUCUUUCCUGAGGAUGAGCUGCCAGAGGACAUCCGAGCCAACCUGACGGAGGAGCUACCUCAGCCCAGAAAGAUCCCCAAGAAACUCAACGAGUACACGGAGGAGGAGAUCGGCGCCUUCCCCAGGCUGUGGACACCACCUCAAGACUACAAGAUGAAAUGAAAUCAAAGCCGCCCGAUGUGAGCAGAGCUGGAGAUCUUCACAUUAACGUCUCACUGGACACAACCAGUUUCCUCACAUUUAUUUAGAAAGGAUAAAUGACCAAAGCAGGACUCUGAUAGUUAGAUCCAAACAUAUAAACAAACUGAUUUUCUCUGUUCAGGUGAAUCAUUUCACCAGCAGCAGGUCUGGCUUUUUUUUUGAAGAGCGACUGGACUUUACUAAAUCGUAACAUCAACACAAACAUUUGUCACUUUUCUUGGUCUUCAGGCCUGAAUAAUCAGCCUGAGAUUCCCCCAGUAGGCUCUGAUCAGAGAAAGUCAGAUUCUGUGGGUUUUUCUGUGAUUAUAGAACCAUGAAAUGGAUCCGAUGCUGCUUUUCGAAGUGUUGUGGCUUUUACAAGCAAACCCAAUUAAUGUGUUACCAUGACAACAUUCAGUCCUCUUUUUCGUUUUCAUCACUGUGCUAAAGAUUUCCAUGUUGUUGUCGAAUAAAUAUUGGUUCUUCUUAUUUGCAUUGUAAAAUAGGCUAAUAAACAAUUUAAUUAAAA